AUAUCCUCCCAAGUUGAAUUUAUAUUAUCUUUCAGAGAGAGAGAGAAAAAAAAAAAAAAAAAAACUCAUAGAUAGAUGACGAAUCUGUAAUGGAGCAGAAAAGAGUUGAGAAUAUUGGAGAUAAACCUGUAAUGGUAACUUCGACGGAUGACGCCUUGAGCCCUGAAGACGGCGAGCAACUUCCCUUCACAAGAGACAGACACUACGCGAUGCAUGGUGAGAUUUUAAUGGUAGUUCUCGUGAUUAGCUUCGCCGUCUUCCUCUUGUUCCUCGUGUUGCUUCCUUGUCUGAAACGCCGUUACACUCACCAUUCCGACCUCUCAGAAGAAGAUCCCUCGAGCGGAAGAGUCAAGCCCUCACCUGUUGUAAGCAAACCAUCGAUUUCGAAAUAGCCACAGUCCCAUACAACAAAACUAACUAGCAUUUUAUUGAGUUUCUAGUACAAAUUGUAGAAGCGUCUGUUAGUAACUUGGUAAUCAUACCUCUCACUACAUUACAACAUUGUACCUAACUGCAAUUGCAGUUGAAGAAUAAAUAUCUUGGACAGGAACGACAACAACAACAAUAUGA
Messenger RNA from Eutrema salsugineum, 570 nucleotides. RefSeq lists its product as uncharacterized. The coding region runs from base 90 to 392 and encodes 100 amino acids. Lineage: Eukaryota; Viridiplantae; Streptophyta; Magnoliopsida; Brassicales; Brassicaceae. The transcript has a single exon. The record is from RefSeq and is a predicted model, not a curated record.